Molecule: messenger RNA, 5136 nt
Organism: Varanus komodoensis (Komodo dragon)
Lineage: Eukaryota; Metazoa; Chordata; Lepidosauria; Squamata; Varanidae
Gene: SLC30A7
Product: solute carrier family 30 member 7
Exons: 11
Coding region: 112-1254 (380 amino acids)
Biological process (GO): intracellular zinc ion homeostasis; transmembrane transport; zinc ion transport
Cellular component (GO): membrane; Golgi apparatus
Molecular function (GO): zinc ion transmembrane transporter activity
Source: RefSeq, a predicted model, not a curated record
CUCGCAGGCGGCGGCCGCUGCUGCUGCCGGGCAGGGAGUGAGAGUGUGGGGCCGCUCUUCCUCUCCGCCGCGCCAGGCUAGGCCUCAGCCGUCCUCGCGCCGCCGCGGAAGAUGCUGCCUCUAUCCAUCAAGGACGAUGAGUACAAGCCGCCCAAGUUUAAUCUGCUCCACAAGAUCUCGGGGUGGUUCAGGUCCAUCUUAUCGGACAAGACAUCCCGAAAUCUCUUCUUUUUCCUUUGCCUCAACCUCUCCUUCGCCUUCGUGGAGCUGCUGUAUGGCAUUUGGAGCAACAGUUUAGGUCUAAUAUCGGAUUCAUUCCACAUGUUUUUUGACUGCACCGCUUUGUUAGCUGGACUUGCAGCUUCUGUCAUUUCAAAGUGGAGGUCAAAUGAUGCAUUUUCCUAUGGAUAUGUUCGAGCAGAAGUACUAGCUGGUUUUGUAAAUGGUCUGUUUCUGAUCUUCACAGCUUUCUUCAUUUUCUCUGAAGGUGUUGAGCGAGCCCUUGAGCCUCCUGAUGUGCAUCAUGAGAGACUUCUUCCUGUUUCUAUACUUGGCUUCAUUGUAAACCUUAUAGGAAUUUUUGUGUUUCAACAUGGCGGACAUGGCCACUCCCAUGGUUCUGGACAUGAACAUAGCCAUUCGCUGUUUAAUGGGGCUCUGAGCCACGGGCACAGUCAUGGAGGGCAUGGCCACAGUCAUGAUUCCAAGCAUGGUCAUGGACACGAGCAUUCUCAUGAUCACAGUCACGGGCAUGGAGUGAGUCCAGGUUACUGCCAUGAUGAUCAUCCCACUGAAAUGACUGGAGCAUCUAGCAAACAGAUUUUAGAAGGUGUAUUUUUGCACAUAGUUGCUGACACACUUGGAAGUAUUGGUGUAAUCAUAUCUGCACUACUUAUGCAGAACUAUGGUUUAAUGAUAGCUGAUCCUAUCUGUUCGAUGCUGAUAGCCCUACUUAUAGGAAUCAGUGUUGUUCCACUUCUAAGAGAGUCCAUUGGCAUUUUGAUGCAGCGAACUCCUCCUUCGCUGGAAAGUGCUCUGCCUCAGUGCUAUCAAAGGGUUCAGCAAUUGCAAGGCGUUUACAGUUUACAUGAUCCUCAUUUCUGGACCCUGUGUACUGAUGUUUACAUAGGGACUUUGAAACUAUUUGUAGCUCCAGAUGCUGAUGCAAAGUGGAUCCUAAGCCAAACUCACAACAUCUUUACUCAGGCUGGAGUGAGACAGUUAUAUGUACAGAUUGACUUUGCCGCUAUGUAGCAAAGAUCUUGAUUUCUGUGGACCAAAGUUUUCUAGUACUGUUAAGAUUUUAAGACAUUGCCCUUCCUUUGGAACAGGGACCCUUCUUUCCUACAGUUCUCCAAAAUGGAACAGACUCUGCUGCCUUUUUGGCUAGAUUAAGAAUGAAAAUUACAAGGGCACCAACCUGGACUCCUUGGGAUUGACAUUUGUUUGCCCUGAACCCAUGUGGAUUAUUUGCCAAGUUUGUUUAUGCAGCAAACUUAAUAAUAAUGUGGUAUUACAAUCAUUGGUUAUGCUUUUUGUGAAGCUGCUGAAGCUACUGCUCAUUCCCAUGAAGCCAGUGUUUUUGCGGGGAGGGUGGAUAAAAUGAAAUUAAUUUUGUUCAUAAUGUCACAGUGGCUGACAUUCUGCAACGUUACUAUAUGUAAGACUGUUUGCACUUUGCAAACUUAAUGAACCAAACCAUAUUGGGUUUUCAGAGUGCCUUUAUAUCACAGUAUCUGCCAGCACAGAUAUGGAACAUUGGGGAUUUUAUUAAUUUUUAUGGCUACUACUUGUACCUAGUAGAGUUCUUGCUUGUGAUUGAUGUGAUUUAUGUAUAAUUGCAUAAUGGUAGAUGUUGGACUCCCACUUAGUGUUACAUUUUAAACUUCCUUGGAGGUGACUCUUCAAUUUAUCAAUACAAAGGUAAAAUGAUUACCCAAAGCUUGUUUACAAAUUUUUUUAUUACCAUGAAGUAAGUCUAGGUUGAUAGUACCUCACCAUUCUGACAGUAAUGAGAGAUUACUCUGUGGCAAUUGUGCUAAAGGAAAACCUGCAGGAAUAUGAUGCUACAAUUUGAUGCCUUCUAUAUUUCUUCUUUUAUAUGCAAACCUUUCACAAGUUUUGCAGUGAAGAUUAGUAGUUAAUAUUUUUAUGAAGCAUUCAAAAGGAAGGAUGCUUUGCAUCCUAGCUUUAUCAGCUAAUCUGGAAGUGUUGUCUGGUAGAUAUGCUUUAACUGGGGAAUGAAGAUUUUUUUAAUAUACUAGCCAACAGAUAAUCUGAAUUUUGUUUCAGAUUCUAUUUUCAUUUAAAUAAUAUUAACAUGCUCUUAGUCUUGGUAUCUUAUAUCAAAUAAGAACACUCAACCAGAAAUACCACCUGUACAACCUGUAUCUGCAAUAAAACCAAUACAUUUCAUUUUCACAUUAUACAGCAUAAUUGGUUUUGUUGAGUCUUGCCCCUCAUUUGAGGUUUGCAAAAGUAGCCACAGAUUUUGCAGCAAAUAUAGCACUUAAUUACCAGGGCAAAUCUUUUAGUGAGCUGUGUUUGGUUCAGUCAACAUAGGCUUUAAUUUAUCAUAUUUUAUUUAGUGUUAGUUGAGGGUCUUCUUUAGGUUUCACAAGAGCACUGUGACCAAUACAUUUUUGUGGGUUUAUCCUACCAUGCUCAUGUAACAUUUAAAGAGCUGCUAGGUAAUGCGUAAAGGGCACCUCAGACAAAACGUCUCCACCUGUUUCUAACAUUGGACUGGAGCUGUCCAGAAGUAGGUUGUGUCAUAAGAAGGAAGUCUUGUUUUUGCCAAUUGGAAAAGCUGAUUACUCAUCUGUCAAAUUAAUGGAGAUCACUCACCUCAAGUCCAUUUGUUCAAAGCUGUGUGAUGUAAUUGAAAGAAGGUUGCAUUAAAAAAGGUUGUUGCUAAGUGAUGGUCAGAAAUUAUUUUCCUAACAUAUAUAAUAGUUAACUUGAUUUAUUCAUUGAUCAAAUGAUUGUGCGAGGCAUUCAAAAAGCCUAAGCUGGAAUUGAACUUUAUGCUGAGAAGAGCUCCCAUGUGGUACUUUUUUAAUGGCAGUAAGCACUCUCAUAAAUUUAUUUAACUUAUUUGUCCUUUCAUAAUAUAUUACUGGCUGCUUAAUUUCUAGUCUGUGCUUUGUUUUGCAUGCUGUUUAGAUUAGAAAAAUGGCUUUUACAGUAAUGGAUCUGAGUUGCAUUCCUUUCCACAAAACAUUACUAUUUUACUUCAGGAAGAUUCUUAUAAUGUGUAAAACACAGUAUAGUAACUGACCAUCUGGUCCUACAGAAAAUGCUUGUGCUGUUUCUUGCACACUAUAGUAAAUGCAUCUUUCCAAUAUAGAGAUACUACUCAUCUCUGAGUAGAUGAAUGUGAAGUGCCAUUGACUUAAUAUCUGACCUUUAUGUUUUUUAAUUGCUACUUAAAAGAAUUCCUUUUUCAUGUGAAUUGCUCAUGUCUCAGAACUUUGCUUAUACUAUGAGAUGGAGGUUUUAAUGACAUCUCUUAACACAUGCCGAAACACUGUGUGUGGUUGAACACAAAACUGAAAAUUGCUUAACCUUUUUACUAGUGUUAAUUUAUUUAAGAGCUUUUUGCAAGAUGUCUUUUUACUGUUGCUAAUUUUUCUCAAGCAUCAAGUACUAAAUCAUGUUAAAUCAUACUUUGCCAAAUAUGUGGCUUUAAAAUUUGCUUUAUUUAAAUUUGGAGGCCUCGGUUAAAUUAGUGCAUUGCUUUUAUACAAUGCUAAGAUUCUAGUGCAGAAAGGAACUUGCCCAGUAAACAAAUGUCCUUAUUUGUCUACAGUCACAUUGCAAGGUCUUCAAUUUAGGGAAUAAAAGUUAUUACAGUAGGAGUUUAGUGUAUGCUGUGAUAGAAUACUGUAUUUUUAUCCUUUGCGUUCAAAGGUUGGUGUGCUAUACUGAGUCAUAGGGUGGGCCUAAUUUUUGAAUCAUAUUCUGCUGUACAAGAGACUGCACUGUACAGAGUUGCUACAGAUUACAACCACCACCUCUGUAGUGCUCUCAGUCCAGAAAUUUUUGCAGUAUAAGGACAUUUUUAAAGACAAAAACAUCCAAUCACAUUGAGAUACUGGAAGUCUUAAUUAGAAAAUAAAACACUGGUGUAAUUGCCUGGUCUAAAGUUUUAGACUCGUUUUAAAGGAUUAAAACUGAAGUAUGUAUGCUAACUACACUUUGCUAAGUAAAUGGUUUUGGGAUAGAUACAAGGAAACAGAAGUUGCCAGUUGAGCUGGAUUGGGAUGUAGCACAAAUGAAAUCAGUAGUCAUGUUUUUAAAGAGAAAUAGUGGGGUUGCUCCUUCCUUUCAGUAGGGUUGGUUUUGGAUGCCCUGUCCAGUUCUGAUCAGGUUCUUUCAUUUAGCUAAGAAUGUUCUGUAGCUUUCUAAAUAGACCAUUUGCUUCAAUCUUCAACUAAUCAUAUUCCUACAAUUCCACCUGCUGUUUCUUUCCCUUACCUGAUCUUCCACUUUCUAACAGUUGCUUUUCACUCAAAAGCAUCGAUUGCUGAAAUGUUGCUAUGGAGCUCUGUGGAAAUGCGUAGAGCACAUGCCAAAUACUUGGUUUUUAAAAUGAUUUAACAUAAUUUUACUGCUGACCACCUCAACUGAUAUUUCUUACAUGAAAUCAGUUCUGUGCUUGAAUGCUUAAUAGAAAUAGUGCUUACAUAUUUCACACUCCAGAGGUAUAUUAUGAGGGUAUGGUUAUGUUACUGCCAAAAUUUAAUUAGAAAUUUUAGAUUGGAGUAACUUGCCUGUGAAAUCCUGAGUUGGACAGUACUGUGGCAACUCUGCUUCCUAAGCUGAAUAUUAAGUGGGAUGUUAUCAGUCAGCCUUUUAUUCUAUUGCUAAUUGCAUGAUGCAUUUGGUGCAGCUACAGAACUUUGUUUUGGUAAAUCCAGACAAGUGACAACAGAUAACUGAUGUCUGUAUCCUGAAAUUGGCUUGGGAAUGCUAAAGUUGGUAGCCAGAUUAACUUUCUCUAAGUGCAAUAUUGGACAUUCUAAUGCAUCUUUUUUCUACUUGAAUAGUCUCUAUAAAAUAUUUAAACAGCAAAUAUGUUUGAGACAGUAUAUGGGAUCAAUUUUCCUAUCAAUAAACUUUUCUCUUUUUUUA